Messenger RNA from Esox lucius (northern pike), 1181 nucleotides. RefSeq names its product thioredoxin-related transmembrane protein 2a (gene tmx2a). Gene Ontology annotation, molecular function: disulfide oxidoreductase activity. The record is from RefSeq and is marked provisional. Gene Ontology annotation, cellular component: membrane-bounded organelle. NCBI's taxonomy places the organism in Eukaryota, Metazoa, Chordata, Actinopteri, Esociformes, Esocidae. Gene Ontology annotation, biological process: brain development.
CUCCCCCACUCUUUUCACUGUUGCGUGCAGUUGGAACAUGGGGUUGAUCACCGGAGUAAUUGCUUUCUUUUACCACUUGCCUCAAAUAUACAAAUGGAUCUUCAAGCCUUAUUACAUUAUUUCUAUAUUGAUGUCCACGGCUUUCCUCAUAAUUCGGAAGUGUCCGGGACUUUGCGAAAACUUGAACACAGAGCGUGAGGACGGGAACCCAUGCGACUUUGACUGGAGAGAAGUGGAGAUUCUAAUGUUUCUCAGUGCGAUUGUCAUGAUGAAGAACAGACGAGCCAUCACCCUGGAACAGCAUGCGGGGAACCUGUUCAUGUUCAGUAAAGUGGCCAACGUCAUCCUCUUCUUCAGGCUGGACAUCCGGCUCGGGAUCCUCUACUUCGCUCUAAUAACCGCAUUUGUCAUGACCUGCAAGCAGCCUCUUUACAUGGGCCCAGAGUAUAUCAAGUACUUCAGUGACAAAACCAUAGACGCGGAGUUGAACCAGGAUUCUCGUGUGACCUGGAUUGUUGAGUUCUACGCUAAUUGGUCUUCCGAGUGCCAGUCCUUUGCCUCCGUCUUUGCCAACCUCUCCCUCAAGUACAAUUGUACUGGCCUGCGGUUUGGGAAGAUAGAUGCUGGCCGAUACGAUGAGGUGGCCAAGAGGUACCAGGUUAGCACCUCCCCUCUGGCCCGACAACUUCCCUCAUUGGUGCUUUUCCAGUCAGGGCGGGAGGUCAUGAGACGCCCAAUGGUGGACUCUAAGAGGAGAGCUGUGUCCUGGACCUUUAGUGAGGAGAACGUGAUCCGUGAGUUCAACCUAAACGAGCUCUACCAAGCUUCUAAGCAGAUGAAGAAAGGCCGCGCUGAGAAAGGAGAGGAACAAAAGCCCUCCCAACCAGGAGGAGGCAGCGAAGACCCUCAAUCAGAACUUGACAUCACAGAAGAGAGCAAGAAAGACAAGUAGAGAUGGUGGAAAAUGGCAAGAGACAAUUGUUGUACUGCAAUCAUAGUUUCACUGCCUUAUAUCAUUGGUCAGAUGUUCAGACUACCAGCAUUGAAGUCCAUUCAAGAGCUUUUAGCCUGUGAGGAAAAGUUCUGCUGCCUUUUUGGGGUAUUUCUUUUAACACUGAAGUAUGGAGUCAUCCAAUUGUAUAUUUUCUGCCGAACGUAAAAAUUAAAUAAUUCAUUACACC